GAGAGGGAGAUGGAGGGGGAGCGAGCUUGGUUCCGCGCUGCGGACACGAGCUAAUCGUGCUUAUGGGGCUGGGUCGUUUUUUCCUGCGCAGUUAUUACAUUUGUAACCUUUCGAUGGCACUCGUCGAUUGGUGCCACGGACUGUCGUAAUAGCGACCCUUCUGCUCCUCACGGAGUUAUGCCAGCUCCUGAUCAGAACCCUGUGGCAAAAGAGGGGUUGUGUUUGAGCAUUCGAGAAGGAUCAGCAGAGCCCAGCAUGGAGGCUGAGAGCACAGCUACAAACAUCCUGGCAUCAGUCAAAGAGCAGGAGCUCCAGUUUGAGCGGCUGACAAGGGAGCUGGAAGUGGAACGACAGAUUGUCGCCAGUCAGCUAGAAAGAUGCCGGCUCGGAGCGGAGUCGCCCAGCAUUGCCAGUAUCAGUCCUGAAGAGGCCUGUCUACAGCCUGAGCGUUCUUCAUCUAGCAGUUCUGGCUCGUCUGAGAAAUCCUUUCCCUGGAGGUCCGCAGAUGCCCCGUCAGCAGAAGUAACCAAACCUCGAUUGACUGACAUUCCUCAGACUUCGAUUUAUCGCAUUCGAACUGAACAGGAACAAGUAACACUCUACUCGCCUGAGCAGACCUCUCUUCAUGAAAGUGAGGGGUCUAUUGGAAAUUCCCGCUGCUCAACACAAAUGAAUUCUUAUUCUGACAGUGGAUACCAAGAAGCAAGCAGUUAUUACAGCAGUCAAAAUCUGGUCAAGCCGGAACUUAGACUUCAGCAUUCUUUUCCAGGAAGCACAGCCAACAGCACUCUAAUGAGAAAUAUCAGGGCGGAAGGACAAACCUUAGUCCAGGCACCGGUUUACAUUCCAGCUGGGCGGGCAAUGAGAAGAGUCAGCUCUGUUCCCUCUCGAACCCAGUCCCCAGCCUAUGGCAGCAGCAUUUCUCCAUCACGAGGAUCCUUGAGGACUUCUUUAGGUAGUGGAUAUGGCUCGCCAGCUGUCACUGAACCCAAACCCCUCAGCAGUAUGUAUUCAACCACAACACUGCCUUCUUCACAAAGGGCAGGUUCCCCGUUCACCAAUCAGAAAUCAAACUCGCCUGCUGCUGUACGACGGAUAGGUUCUGCUACAUCCAGACAGUCUACAAAUGCUAGUAGGGCCACCUCUCCAUACCAGGUACUGAGCAGCUCUGUUCGUAUGGGCUCUCCACUUACUCAUCUGGACUCUCAGGCAAGAGUUGGAUCCCCGUCGCAAAACCAGAACACUAGCUCCUCAUCCCCAGUGCGAUCCAGCAUGACAGCAGUCCCUCAGCAUUUUGGAUCAACUUUACAAAGAGUACUGCAUGCUGAUGCUGAUCCAUACGGACAGCAUUCAUAUGAAAUAUACGAGAGUAUGAUCCCUCCACGUCCUGACAGUCUCACAGGCUUGAGAAGCUCGUAUGCCAGCCAGCACAGCCAAGUUGGACAAGAUCUUCGAUCUGUAAUGUCUCCAGAUUUGCAUAUCACUCCCAUUUAUGAGGGAAAGACAUUUCAGUGUCCCCUGUACCGUGGUCCAAACCAUGGGACAGUCGACCUUCAUCAUGGUACUCAGACGGCAGUUUAUCGGACUGGCUCGGGAAUAGGCAAUCUACAGAGGUCACUCAGUCAACGCAGUGCUGCAACAUACCAAAGAAGUAACUACACGCUGAACGCCACCUCCACCUAUGCUGACCCAUAUCGUUCAUCCCAGUACAGACCCUCAGAAUCUGCCUACUCCAGACAGAUGACGACUGUUGAUGAUGGAACAACAAGGUCCCCCUCUAUAGACAGUAUCCAGAAAGAUCCCAGAGAGUUUGCAUGGCGUGAUCCAGAGCUACCUGAAGUGAUUCAUAUGUUGCAACAUCAGUUUCCUUCAGUUCAAGCUAACGCUGCAGCUUACCUUCAGCACCUCUGCUUCGGAGAUAAUAAAGUGAAAACAGAGGUAUGCCGACUUGGAGGAAUCAAGUAUUUGGUUGACCAUCUAGACCAUAAAGUUUUGGAAGUUCAAAAAAAUGCUUGUGGGGCCCUAAGAAAUCUUGUUUAUGGAAAAGCUACUGACGAAAACAAAAUAGCUGUGCGGAAUGCUGGUGGUGUUCCUGCCUUGCUGCGACUGUUAAGAAAAACUGUAGACGCUGAAAUUCGAGAACUUGUCACUGGAGUUCUCUGGAACCUAUCAUCUUGCGAUGCAGUUAAAAUGACAAUCAUUCGGGAUGCCUUAAGUACUCUAACAAACACUGUGAUAAUUCCCCAUUCUGGAUGGAACAGCUCGUCUUUUGAUGAUGAUCACAAAUUAAAGUUCCACAGUUCCCUUGUGCUUCGCAACACUAGCGGCUGUUUGAGGAAUCUCAGCUCAGCUGGUGAGGAGGCUCGUAAACAAAUGCGGACUUGUGAAGGACUGGUGGAUUCUCUGCUUUAUGUCAUUCAGACUUGCGUGAACUCAUCAGACUAUGAUAGCAAGAUUGUGGAAAACUGCAUUUGUACACUUAGAAACUUAUCCUACCGUCUGGAAUUAGAAAUGCCUCAAGCUCGACUGUUAAGAACUACUGAACUUGAUGGUUUACUUGGCAGCGAGUCUCCAAGCAAGGAUAGUGAUUCCAGCUGCUGGGGAAAGAAGAAGAAAAACAAGAAAAAAUCAGACCAAGAUGACCAGUGGGAUGGUGUUGGUCCGAUUCCUGGUUUUUCUAAACCUCCAAAAGGCGUUGAAAUGUUGUGGCAUCCAUCUGUAGUCAAGCCAUAUCUCACACUCUUGGCAGAAAGCUCUAACCCAGCCACUUUGGAGGGUUCGGCCGGCUCUUUGCAGAACCUCUCUGCCGGCAACUGGAAGUUUGCUGCAUACAUCCGUGCUGCUGUUAGAAAAGAAAAAGGACUUCCAAUUCUAGUGGAGCUCUUGAGGAUGGACAAUGACCGUGUAGUCUGUUCUGUAGCAACAGCCUUAAGAAACAUGGCACUUGAUGUACGGAACAAAGAACUGAUUGGAAAGUACGCCAUGCGAGACUUAGUCAAUCGUCUUCCUGGAGGCAACACAACAUUACUGUCUGAUGACACAGUGGCAGCGAUCUGCUGUACUCUUCAUGAGGUCACCAGUAAGAACAUGGAGAAUGCCAAGGCACUUGCAGAUUCAGGAGGAAUUGAAAAGCUGGUUAAUAUUACAAAAGGCAGAGGAGAGAGGUAUUCAAUGAAAGUGGUAAAAGCAGCAGCUCAGGUGUUGAAUACAUUGUGGCAAUACCGAGACCUUCGUAGCAUCUAUAAAAAGGAUGGUUGGAACCAGAAUCACUUCAUUACCCCAGUAUCCACAUUAGAGCGUGAUAGGUACAAAUCUCAUCCUACUUUACUCACGGGUAACCAGCAAGUGUCACCUAUUAUCCAGUCAGCUGGUAGUGCAACAUCCUCUCCUGCCUUGUUAGGAAUAAAAGAGCAACGUUCUGAUUAUCAGAGAACACAGCCAACUAUGCAAUUUUAUAACUACCAGGGAGACAACAAUGUACAUAAAGGUGUAUAUACAGGGUCUGGAAAGCCAUCCCCAUUUUUUAUAGGUUCAUAUUCAUCACCAGCAAGGGAAGAAUCCAGACGAACACAGCAUCACCAACUGUAUUACAGCCAAGAUGAACCAAGCAGAAGAAACUAUGACAGUUACAGAAUGUACCUUCAAUCCCCUAACAGCUAUGAAGACCCUUACUUUGAUGACCAGGUUCGCUAUCCUGGUACUUCAGAUUACACCUCACAACAUCAAGGACUGAAAUCUACCACAAACUAUGUAGACUUUUAUUCAACCACAAGAAGACCUUCCUACAGAGCGGAGCAGUAUCCAGGAUCUCCUGACUCUUGGGUUUAGUGUUUAAGACUGCAAUUUUUUUGUUUGUUUUUUUGUCUUUUAUUUUUAAAUAAACUGAAUGUGGAUCAGUUUUGUUUAAUUGUUUCAUGGAAAAGAAAAGAAUGUGAGCCAAAGAAGGAACGCCAGCAAGUGUUCAAGAAAAAGGAAUCCUGAAAGAAUAAAUUCAAAUGGUACUUGAGAAAAACUGUUUUGCUCUGUCUAGAUGUUAGGACAUUUUAUCUGUAGCUCUUGUAGUUUGGUGAAGGUGUGGGCCAUGUGACGAAAGGUCUGAGGUUGAGAAACAAAUAAACAUGGGAUUGUAUAUGUAGGCCAAAUUAAUCAUUUCAUACCUGUGAAGAAACUCUAAUGUUAGUUUGUACAGAUAAAUCUGAUUAUAUUCAUUUGCUGUGUUUUAUUGCUUUACAUAAUAUUGAGAUUGUGUAUACCACUGAGUCUUGUACAUUUCUUUCAUCUGUUGUAAAUAUUGAAAUGCCACAUGGUAUUGAUGAUCACCACUGGUAAUGACUUGUGCCAUGGUAAAGUAAAAAUAUAAGAUGGCAUAAUAUACAGAAAUUCAAGAGGCUAAUGAAAUAACACUUUUAGUUUUUAAAAGGAAAUUGCAUAAUUUCAGAGCAUAGAGAAAUUCUUUAUUUUUCCAUUUCCUGUCUCUUUCAUGGGGAUGGUUCACUGCCAUUUUCUAUGCACAUUAAAAAAAAGAAAUAAAUGUGAACAUUUCAUCCAUGGAAAA
Messenger RNA from Polypterus senegalus (gray bichir), 4555 nucleotides. It is a transcript of the gene pkp4, whose product is annotated as plakophilin 4. Gene Ontology annotation, cellular component: cytoplasm; nucleus; plasma membrane. The transcript has 23 exons. Gene Ontology annotation, molecular function: cadherin binding. Gene Ontology annotation, biological process: cell-cell junction assembly; cell-cell adhesion. The record is from RefSeq and is a predicted model, not a curated record. The coding region runs from base 178 to 3828 and encodes 1216 amino acids. Lineage: Eukaryota; Metazoa; Chordata; Cladistia; Polypteriformes; Polypteridae.